GCCUAGAUGGGCACCAGCUCGAGCUCAUGUUGUUCUACCAGUGACGCACUGCGCCUGCGCAGUUUGUCCGGUCUGUUUGCAGCCGAAGUCACUGCUGCUGGUACCGCCAGUGUUGCACGGGGGUAGCAGCUCUUAGCUGCAGGUUUAGUGGCUCUGCUCGAGCCGCCACUGUGACAGCGACAACACAGUUGCUGUGAAAACGUUUUUAGUGUUUUUAUAUGGUCUUGACGGAUAUGUUCCAUAUCAUUUGGGUCGUUUUACUAGGGAAUUUAAACGCGUAAAGAGCCGAGCGUUUGCUCUGUGAUGUGCCAUAGUCGAGGAAUGACUGCUUACUCGAGGUCCAGGUUGAGGCCUACUUUUUAAACCUCGCAUCCCACUCCCCCCUCCUGAAUCGCAUCAUCAAUGAUGGCAGAGGAACAACAACAACCUGAUCUACACCAGACACCAGCUUCGGGGCCAGGGGCCCUGCCAGCCUUGGUGCCAGGGCUCCAAGUGGCAGAGGCCACUGCACUGCAACAGAAAAUCAAGAACUCCAUCUGCAAAACAGUGCAGUCACAAGUGGACAUCAUUUUGGGAGAAGUGGAGAAGUUUACAGACCUAGAAAAACUCUACCUCUACCUUCAGUUGCCUUCUGGUCCCAGUAAUGGAGAAAAAAGGAGUUCCACAGGAAGGUCAGGGGAUACUGACACAUAUAGUGAUCCCAGCACUGUGUCAUCAAGUCGGGCCCAACAGAUGCAUGCAUUUUCUUGGAUCCGCAAUACAUUAGAGGAACACCCUGAAACAUCUCUACCCAAGCAGGAGGUUUAUGAUGAGUACAAGAGCUAUUGUGACAAUCUUGGCUACCAUCCAUUAAGUGCUGCUGACUUUGGAAAGAUUAUGAAAAAUGUCUUUCCAAACAUGAAGGCUCGCCGUCUGGGCACAAGAGGAAAAUCAAAGUAUUGCUACAGUGGACUGAGAAAGAAAGCUUACGUUCAAAUGCCAUCACUGCCUAACCUCGAUUUCCACAAAUCAGGAGAAGGGUUGGAAGGGACAGAAUCUGCAGGACAGCUGCAUAAUGCUGACGAAGAAGUUGUGACUGCAGCUUGCCGAAUAGUGUGCGAGUGGGCUCAAAAAGUGCUAAGCCAGCAGUUUGCUACAAUCCUUGAACUUGCCCGCUACCUUGUGAAAAGCCACUACAUUGGCACUAAAUCUGUGGCAGCUCUCACUGUCAUGGCAGGGGCACCUGCAGGAAUGAAAACAGUGACUCAGUCCUCAGCAUUUGUUCCAACUUCUGAAAGUAAUUCUUUUCAACCUGUGAAAACUCUGCAGUCUCCAUCUGUGGACGCCAAGCAGCAACUCCAACGCAAAAUUCAGAAGAAGCAACAGGAGCAUAAACUUCAGUCUCCUCUGCCAGGAGAACUACACAUGAAAAAAACUGAAGGAGUGUUAACUAAUGGAAUAAGCAGCCUUUCCAAUGGAAAUCCCACAGUUCUUUCCCCUCAGCAGGCUAUUGGGAUUGUAGUAGCAACUGUUUCCAGCCCUAUACCGGUAUCAAGGACCAGACCGAUGACAAAGUCUCCCAGUCCUAUUGGCCCAACAGAUGGCAAGGUUCUUCCUCUUAACGUACAAGUUGUCACACAGCACAUGCAGUCUGUGAAGCAAUCACCAAAGACUCCCCAGAAUGUCCCAGCCAGCCCAGUGGGAGAUCGAUCAGCUAGGCCUCGGUAUCCUCAGAUUCUGCCUAAACCAGCUACUAGCAGUACUCUUACCAUUCGGUCACCUACUACUGUUCUGUUUACCAGUAGUCCGAUUAAAACUGUUGUACCACCACAACAUGUUAACUCCUUAAACAUGGUCAAAAUUGCUCUUGCACCUAGCAACAAUGGUGGAACUUUGAAGCCUGCAUCAACAGCAAAUAACAGCUCAGGACCAACAGAAGAGCCAAGAACUGGACCUCAAAUUAAAAAUGGAUCUGUUAUCUCAUUACAGUCUCCACCAUUAAAAAUAGAUAGUGUUGUAACCAGACCUUCCAUUGAGAUCAAAGCAGACCCCGAAGGUGCAUCACAAGAAAAUACCAGACCAUGUCAGGAUAGUCCAGGCUUUGCUAAAGUUGCAGAGGGUAGCAAUGAGUUGUCCUCUGGUCAUAAAUGUGCAGAUGAAAGUGUUGCAGACCUCAAGGCAGUAAGUGAAGGCAUUAUGAAUGUAAAUGGAACAGCGAGCUACAGUGAUCAAAGGUCUGAAGGAAAAACAAGUUGCACAUCCAAGUCUAAUGAUAAUGCAGUAGGUCCAGAAAAUGUAUCUCUUUCUGUUGUGGGCACUUACCAAGGAACUGCUUCCCUUUCCCUCUCUAAUCAAAGUUUUUAUAGCAUCAGUUCUGCAUCUCAUGGUGAUACUGCUAUCACGGACAACAGAUCAAGUUCAAGAAGUCCACGAAAGCGUUCAACAACUUCAUUUCGGGAGUCCCAGGUGCCAGCUGCAAAAAAGACAUUCUUGUCAACUAGCAGUGCAGAAACCCAAAAGGUUGCCAGCAGUACUGUUAAGAAAACUCAGCAGGGAUUGGUUGCUACAAAAAUUGAUGGUGUGUCUACAUCCAUUUCUAAUCGGGUGACUGGCCGGCAUAAUUCAGCUGUUGCCACUUGCAUCAUAUCGAACUCUCCUUCAGACAUUCACCUGAUUGUGUCCGAUAGUAUUCAGUCCAUUGCAAAGAUGAUGCCUGCUUCCACUCCAGAAACAAAUGUCAAACAAGAAGGCGGUGCCUUUGGUAUGCAAGUGCAGCUGAGCUCAGGUACCACAUCUAGCGAAAAUCAGUUUCAUCUUGUUCCAUCAAUCUCACAACCACCCACUGCUGACAACGAUCAUGCACAGGAUUUUGAUAUCAGCAAUGCUGGAGGGAUGUCUGAUGCCGAGUUGCAGAAAUCUUUGUGGGACUCAGUAGCAUUUGAAGACAUGCAACAGCAAGAUUAUAGCUCGCAAUCACAUGUCCAAAAACAACUUCAGUUGGUUAACUUAGAUCAGUUACAGGUCUUAAAUCAUGUACAGACACCAGAUCAAAUAUCUCUGCAGCCUGACCUGACAAAGUAUGAUCAUACUGACCCACAGCCUAGUGAGAACUACCUGAUAUUUGAUGAUGAUCUCACACAGGAUAGUAUUGUCGAGGAACUAGUGUUGAUGGAGGAGCAAAUGUCCAUGAACAAUUCCCAGUCACGUGGAAGCUGUUCUGGACUGUCACUUCCAAAUCCGUCAGCAGUAGGCACUAUAGUGUCUCAGCAGAUCAGUGGGCAGUUUUUCCACUCUGUGCAGAGCAGUGGCACUCCAGUUCAUACUCCUACUCCAACCCCCACUUCAACUCCAACGCCCACACCGACCCCCACAUCAGAGAUGAUGUCUGGCUCUCAGAGUUUGUCUAGAGAAAGUCCUUGUUCAAGAAUGGCUCAAACCACACCAAUCGAUAGUGCUUUAGGCAGCAGCAGACACACACCAGUCGGCACUCCUCAUUCUAACUGCAGCAGCAGUGUACCCCCAAGUCCUGUUGAAUGCCGAAACCCUUUUGCCUUUACCCCUAUAAGUUCCAGUAUAGCCUACCAUGAUGCUAGCAUAGUCUCCAGUAGCCCUGUCAAACCAAUGCAGAGGCCUAUGGCUACUCACCCAGAUAAAACCAAAUUAGAAUGGAUGAACAGUGGGUAUACUAGUGUAGCUGGUUCUUCAUCUGCAAAUCAUAGUGUUGGCAUUCUUCCAAGCUAUCAGGAGUUGGUUGAGGAUCAUUUUAGAAAACCGCAUGCUUUUAUUGUGCCAGGUCAGUCUUACCAGUCGCAGUCAAGGCAUCAUGAUACCCAUUUUGGCCGUUCGACUCCUGCUUCACCUGUGCAACACCAGGUAUCCACUGUGGCUAACACUAAUAAACAAGAAGGUUUUGCUGUCCCUGCACCUCUUGAUAACAAAGGGGCAAGUUCAUCAGUGAACAGUAGUUUCAGAUGCCGAAGUGUGAGCCCUGCUGUCCGUCAACGUAACCUCAGCGGAAAUACUGCGUAUCCUGUUUCCAUCAUACCAAGGGCAAACGUAACACCUGUUGUAUCACAAGUGACACCUGAACAUCUUACUGUAUUUCCCACAGUCCAUUCAGGUAGCAAUGCCAGCAAUUUGGCUCAGAGAAGCCAGUCAGUUCCUUUGACUGUUAUGAUGCAGACAGUUUUACCUCCCAUUCAGAAACAGACAAACACUAAGAAGAUCACAAAUGUAUUGUUAAACAAACUUGAUCCUGAUAAUGAUGAUACAGUAAGAGGUUUGGGGAUAAAUAACAUGCCGUCCAAUUACACAGCUAGGAUGAAUCUCACACAGAUACUGGAAGCAUCCCCGUCCUUUUCUAGUGCCAGUCAACAAACGGUGCUCAAUCCUGGUGCUGCAGUUUUUGAAUUCCAGAAGGGAAGCUACCUCAUGAAAAACAGCAGUGAUCAGAUGGGUUUCCCUUCCGGAGAUAACCAAGCACAACUAGAAACUGGAGAGCAGCAGUUGGAUUUCAGCAACACUGUAAAAGACUUAUUGGUCAAAGAUGGCCUUGAAUCGAGCCAGCAAUUAGUGAAUCAGGUUGCAUCAGAGCUGAGUAAUGCUGCAUCUGAUUUCUCUAGUGAAAUAAGGCUGUCUUCUGAGCUCUCAGGCAGCAUUAAUGAUUUAAAUACAUUGGAUACAAAUCUGCUGUUUGAUCCAAGUCGACAGCACGGACAAGAUGAUGAUGCAACACUGGAUGAUCUAAAGAUUGAUCCGCUGUUCCAGCAAAUCUGCAGUGACUCUAUGAACACAAUGUCCUCUUCAGCUUUUGAAUGGCUUGAAAGCAAGGACCAUCCUGCAGUUGAAAUGUUGGGUUAAUGUUUUUAAGUGUCAUCGUACCUGUGUAAAACACUGUAUCUAAUACAACCAUCUUGCAUUUGACCUAAUAGAAGUGCCUGCCUUCACAGAAACAUUUGCUCUGAAUUGAUGGCAUUCUUGAAAGGUUUGCUGCAUGCUCAGUUUCCCCAUAAAAUGAAUCAAAUCAGUUUAGUUGUGCACCCUGAUAUUUUUCUAAUUUAGUAGGGCAUUUCAUUGAAGAUACUAGAAAUUAGAUUUAAUGUGCUAGGGUA
Molecule: messenger RNA, 5090 nt
Organism: Protopterus annectens (West African lungfish)
Lineage: Eukaryota; Metazoa; Chordata; Ceratodontiformes; Protopteridae
Gene: RFX7
Product: regulatory factor X7
Exons: 10
Coding region: 403-4839 (1478 amino acids)
Biological process (GO): regulation of transcription by RNA polymerase II
Molecular function (GO): RNA polymerase II cis-regulatory region sequence-specific DNA binding; DNA-binding transcription factor activity, RNA polymerase II-specific
Source: RefSeq, a predicted model, not a curated record